Molecule: messenger RNA, 1525 nt
Organism: Gilbertella persicaria
Lineage: Eukaryota; Fungi; Mucoromycota; Mucoromycetes; Mucorales; Choanephoraceae
Product: pyridoxal phosphate-dependent transferase
Exons: 3
Coding region: 43-1395 (450 amino acids)
Biological process (GO): arginine metabolic process
Cellular component (GO): mitochondrial matrix
Molecular function (GO): transaminase activity; identical protein binding; pyridoxal phosphate binding
Source: RefSeq, a predicted model, not a curated record
AGAUAAUCAUGAUCCUGUUUUUCUCUCUUUCUUUCUCUAAAUAUGCAUCGUACCUUGAGUAAACUAAGCCAUUCUACGCCUUUUAUCUUGAGGCGCACUUAUGCUGCUUCAAGUACCUUGAUUAAACCUGUUACUAAAUUGACACACCCUGAUGCAGAUGUGCCUGCUGGUACACUCAAAAAAGUGCAAGAAUACAGUAAAUACACUGUCAAUACUUACGCUAGACCUGAUCUUGUAAUGUCGCAUGGUAAAGGAUGUCAGCUCUUUGAUACAAAUGGCCGCUCUUACUUGGAUUUCACUGCUGGUAUUGCCGUCAAUGCACUUGGCCAUUCUGAUCCCGAAGUAGCUCAAGUCUUAUUUGAUCAAGCCAACAAAUUAGUGCACACUAGUAACUUGUAUCAUCAUGAAAAUGCUGGUGAAUUAGCCAAGGCACUUGUAGAAACCACUCGUCAACAUGGCGGUACUUGGGCCAGUAAGCUCUUUUUGGCUAAUUCUGGUACAGAAGCCAAUGAAGGUGCACUAAAAUUUGCUCGUAAAUGGGGCAAGCAUGUGAGUGGGUCAGAAAAGCACGAAAUUGUGUCCUUCUCAAAUGCUUUCCAUGGUCGAUCUAUGGGCGCAUUAUCUGUCACUUAUAACCCCAAAUAUCAAAAGCCUUUUGCUCCUCUUAUUCCCGGUAUCAAGACAACACCCUUCAAUGAUAUCCAUGCUGCUCUUGAAGCCAUCACUGAAAAGACCUGUGGUGUUAUUAUUGAGCCUAUCCAAGGUGAAGGUGGUGUACACCCUGCUAAUGCAGAAUUCUUGCAGGCCUUGCGUCAAAGAUGUAAUGAAACUAACUCUUUGUUGAUCUUUGAUGAAAUUCAAUGUGGCCUUGGCCGUACUGGUAAAAUGUGGGGUCACCAACACUUUGACAAGGACUGUGUGCCUGAUGUUUUGACAAUGGCUAAACCCUUGGCUAACGGUGUCCCUAUUGGUGCUAUCCUUACCUCUGAAAAAAUAGGCGAAUUGAUCAAAUUAGGUGAUCACGGUACUACUUUCGGUGGUAACCCUCUUGCUUCUGCUGUUGCCUUAAAUGUAGUGGGUCGUAUUACUUCUCCUGAAUUCCUUGCCAAGGUGAAUGAAAAGGGUGAAUUCUUGAAGAGCUUGUUGAGUCAAGUUCAACAAGAGCACCCCGAUUUGAUCAAAGAAGUACGUGGUAAGGGUCUUUUGAUUGGUGUUGAAUUCACCAAGGACCCUUCUCCUAUUGUUAAAAUGGCUCGUGAACGCGGUUUGUUAUUGACAACUGCUGGUUGUAAUACAGUGCGUGUCAUUCCUCCUUUGAUCAUUUCUGAAGAAGAAGCAGUUGAAGGUGUUUCUCGAUUUGCUGGUGCUGUUCAGCAAAUGGCUUCUUCUGCUUAAAGGAAGAAAAUAUGUAAUAAAAUAUACUUAGAAAUAGAAACCAAUCAAACAAAAAAGUUUUGUCACACAAAUAAUGAUCUGCUUGCAUAAAGUGUAAGUCAUACGUCAGCAGUGUGUACCUUUUUAGUUC